AUGAUAAAGGAUCUUACCAACUUUAAAAAGGCUCCAAAAGAGCGUAGGGUGAAAUCUUAUGCCACAGGUCGUCUCAGUAAAUUGGAAGACGAUUUAUCCACGUCAAAAUCCUACCACGAAGCCAUCAUUGGGGCAGGUAUGCUGGAAGAUAAUUUAAAAACAGAAGAGUUAGAGGUGGUAUAUGAACAAAUAAAUGAUAUAUACCUUGAAUAUCGUGCAGAGUUAGUAGAGGCAAUCGAGAAAUCUUCGCCAAUGAUUGCGGCUUUGUCAGAUACGGGUGCUUCGCCCCUUUCUACAGCCGCAUCAUCAUCGCAUACGGGGAUUCGACUACCUCGAAUCGAUCUGCCGAAAUUCGACGGUUCAUAUACCACCUGGCGUGCUUUUCAAGAUAGGUUCCAGGCUCUCGUCCACAAUAAUAAGAGCAUAGACGACAUUGACAAACUGCACUUUUUACAAUCAUGUCUAAUUGGUGACGCAAAUCGAUUUUUGCAAAAUUUGUCAGUGGAGGCAGCGAAUUAUGAUAAGGCUUGGGAGCUUUUGAAGGAAAGGUAUGACCAUAAGCGCAUUCUGGUCCACAUCCAAAUGCAGAAGCUUUUUGGCCAACCUUCCGUGUCGUGUGAAACUGCUGCUGGUCUUCGGGAUCUUCUCUACACAACAAGAGAAUGUUGUCUGGCGUUAGAAAACAUGGACGUUCCGGUAUCUAAGUGGGAUACGGUUCUCAUUUGGUUCCUUAACCAAAAACUUCCUGGUACGAGCCAAAAACUAUGGGAAGAGAGGUUAGGAAAUAGAAAGGACUUCCCAAAUUUCAAAGAAUUUACCGAUUUUUUGGAAACUCGUUUCCGGACUUUGGAAGUUGUUGGCCAGCAGGAAACUAGAGCGGCAGGCAGAAACAAAGAUGAGCCACUCGUCAAUCCAAGGCCUCGUUUCCAGCCAGCCAAAGCAAAGGUGUUGCAUGCUAAACAGGUCGUUAAGCAGCCGGUCAAACCAAUUGCGAAGACAGUUCCUGUUGAGCAGUUGUUAUGUAAAUUGUGCAACCAAACGAAGCACACGCUGAGAAGAUGUCAACGAUUCCUCAACAUGGACAUCAUGGGGCGAAAGGAGACAUCGUUCAAGAUUCAACAACAACAACCAACAACGUCAAAUACAUCUGCUCAGGCGAGGAACAACCGUACAAAUACUGAAUUCCAGCCGAUGACGGGACAACAACUCCAAUUAAACGGAUACACUUUAAAUUACUACACGCAUGGCGAUCGUCGACAAACACACCAGGUGCUUCUAGCGACAGCAGUUGUGAAGGCGCGAGCAGCAGAUGGGAAGCUACGCCUUCUACGUGCUCUGAUCGACACAGGCUCAGAAACGUCCUUCAACACAGAAGCUGCCGCACAACUGCUGAAGUUAGAAAAGCGACGUACCAUUGCCGAGGUGUCUGGGUUAGGGUUCGUCAGCAGCGGCAUAACGCAACACUCCGUCGAAGUACGUUUUGCGUCCCGACACUCGACGUUUGAGACAGCUGUACAAGCUUUGGUAUUCAAGUCGCUGACUGGGCAUCUCCCGACCCAACGAGUGACACCCGGCAAUUGGGACCACCUCAAAGGUCUUUCCUUGGCAGACCCCCAUCUCUGUGAACCUGCACCAAUCGAUCUUUUACUCGGAAGUGACGUUUGCGCUCAGAUUUUCCUUCCUGAGAUAAGGCGUCCAGAGGUUGGCAUCGGUCCGGUGGCACAAAAAACCGAAUUGGGAUGGAUUGUUUUUGGACAAGUCUCACCAGAUUCUCCUCGGCAAGUUCGCAGUUUUGCCCAAAUUGCUGACUUGAACUCACAACUUGAGAAAUUUAGGGAUAUUGAAGAAACGCGCGCCGUUCCAGCCACAUCAGACUGA
Messenger RNA from Eupeodes corollae, 1878 nucleotides. RefSeq lists its product as uncharacterized. Lineage: Eukaryota; Metazoa; Arthropoda; Insecta; Diptera; Syrphidae. Bases 1 to 1878 code for a protein of 625 amino acids. The transcript has 2 exons. The record is from RefSeq and is a predicted model, not a curated record.